This is a messenger RNA of Fusarium verticillioides 7600, 2016 nucleotides long. RefSeq lists its product as hypothetical. Gene Ontology annotation, biological process: transmembrane transport; amino acid transport. Gene Ontology annotation, cellular component: membrane. The coding region runs from base 1 to 2016 and encodes 671 amino acids. The transcript is spliced from 8 exons. Lineage: Eukaryota; Fungi; Ascomycota; Sordariomycetes; Hypocreales; Nectriaceae. The record is from RefSeq and is a predicted model, not a curated record.
AUGUCUGAGAACGCAUCCGGUCUGGGAGUAGGGCCCUCAGGUAUUCCUCUAACUGUAUUGCCUCACGGCCAUGGGCUCCUCGACAGCGGUUCAACCGCGAGCAACGCACCUCCCGCCAGGGAUACCACCGAUCCGCCUAAUGGUGGUGGUGAUAACCGAGAAGCUCCAGCACGAUUUGAAAUAAUCCACGAAGGUGAAACAGAAGCAACUCAGCUCCCCAUUCACACAGUUCGCCGGAAGCUUAGAGGCAUCCAUAUCUUUAUGAUCGCUGUGAAUGGUACCCUUGGUACAGGUCUUUAUGUUCGAAGCGGCCAGAUCCUCGAGCUUGGAGGACCCUUGGCUGUGAUCUUCUCCUUCCUCUUCCUCGGAAUCCUGACUUGGGCUGUGAUGCAAUGCAUAGCUGAGCUUUUAUGUCUAUGGCCCGUUCCAGGAGCAGUCCCUCUAUUUGUGAGAAAUUUUGUGGACAAAGAACUUGGGGAUACUGUUGGCGUUGCGUAUUGGUACACAUAUUCUAUAGGGUUCGCCGCCCUGAUCGCCACUUCUGCCAGUGUCCUCAACUACUGGACCGCUGGCAUAAGCGGAUUCAGUGAGGGAUUCGCCUACGUUGCGCUCCCCCUGAUACUCGUGAUAGUGAAUUCUGUCAAGGUCGAGAUCUACGGCUGGAUUGAAGUAGUCACCGGAAUCAUGAAACUCAUUUUCUUGGCUAUUAUCAUUAUCUGGCUCCCCAUCGCCAUAUUUAAAUUUCCUAGAGAGACAGAAGAUGGCUCUCACAAAUACGAUAAAAAGGUGGCCAAUAAUUGGUUUGAAGCGUUUAUGAUGUGCCUGUCCCUUGCUAUCUUUGCAUAUGCCGGAAUCGAGAACAUUGCGGUUUCCGUUAUCGAAGCACGUUGGCCUUCUCAGCCAUCAACACGAGACUCAAGCAGAGACUCUUCAGAGAUUUUUGCGACACCUGCUAUAGCGUCGCCACCUGAAGCAUCCUCGCCUCAGAAACACAAGACGGCUCGAGAUUCCGUCAAACGGACAAUUGGGUUCACAGCUGUUGUUCUACCAAUACUGGUAGCUUCUGCGUACACCAUCAGUGGGUUAUUCGUGUCCCUGGGUCUCAAACGGGAUGACUGCGGUCUCCAGAGGCUUAGUUGGAUGGAGGAUGAAAAGUGCGGCAAGCCCGAGACUGACAAGGAGGGCUUCACGUUCUCGCCGUUUAUUCUCAUCGCAAAGACGUCGACCAUUCCCAAUCUUGAUCACGUUUUAAACGCUUUUAUACUGUUCACUGCACUCACGUGUGCUAACACUAAUCUAUACGUCGCGUCUAGGACGCUUUUUGGUAUUACGCGGAACAUUCGUUCUGGUGACUCGAUGCCAGCAGCUUUAGCCUGGUUUGGUGUGACGGAUCGCGACAGAGUACCACUACGGGCGAUGGUCGUCACUGCACUUGCUUUCAUUUGGGUGCCCUUCCUCCAAGGAACGAAGAGUGUCCACACUGGCUCGGAUGCAGGGAAGUUUCAUGAAAUUCUUGUCCAGAUGGGGUCCGUCAGCAUCAUCAUUAUAUGGGCUUGCCUAUGCUUGGCAUAUGCCAGAUACCACUACUGUAUUCACAAGUUUCGGGACUCGCUAGCAGAGGAUGGUAUACGCCUGGCGGGACAUCGAGAAGCUGAAUCUGAUGCUUAUCCCUAUCAAAGCCACUGGCAGCCGGUCCUGGCGUACGGAGCGCUCGGGACCUGCCUGUUUAUACUUCUUGUAUGCAAUGGGGUUUUCCUGUGGAAGGAAUUUCAUGUCUUCCCGUUCUUGAUGGGGUAUCUGACGACUAUUUGGUUCUUCGGAGUCUGGGUACUACUGAAGAUAUAUAAGAAGUCAUGGUCACCUUGGAAUAGACUUGAUGCGGAAGCCACAAAGACUUUGAUCAAGGAGCUGAAUGAUCUACGAGAUAUAUCCCUGGAACAGCCUGAAGAUGAUUCGGAGACCACUCGGUGGAAUUGGAUUAGGAAGCAUGGAUCUGGUGACACUGGGGCCAGAUGA